Molecule: messenger RNA, 1023 nt
Organism: Capronia coronata CBS 617.96
Lineage: Eukaryota; Fungi; Ascomycota; Eurotiomycetes; Chaetothyriales; Herpotrichiellaceae
Exons: 4
Coding region: 1-1023 (340 amino acids)
Molecular function (GO): hydrolase activity
Source: RefSeq, a predicted model, not a curated record
AUGGCAGCAGCUCAGACACAAUCGCUCUACUCGUCCCUCAACCUCGUCCACAAUGUCUCCAAGACCUCAUCGGGCUCGGAAGUCCACAGCUACAUUUCUGAUCUAGGGCAAGACACUCCCAUCCUGACAUUGAUCCAUGGCUACCCUCAGUCGGCUUAUAUCUUCCGGCAUGUCGUCCCUUUGUUGUCCGGCAAGGUCUCCCUGUUCAUCCCUGAACUCCCCGGCUACGGCAUCUCCACUCCCAUCAAAGACACAAACGCCAACGACAAGCGAUCUGUCGGCACGGCUCUUCUUGAAGCCUUAUCCCAGGUAUUCAAGACCACUUCAUCCACAUCUGCCGGUCCUCGGCCUGUGGUAUUAGGAGGCCACGACCGCGGUGCUCGAAUCGCCCAUCGGCUCUCCGUGGACUUCUCGCAUCCACCUCAAGACUUGUCGAAUCCAUCUCUGUACUCCUCCUCAAACCUCACUGUUCUUGGUACAAUCCUGCUCGACAUCGUUCCUACGCAAGCGCAAUGGCAGGCCUUCGCCGACCCGGAUAUCCUGACAAACUACUUUCAUUGGCCACUGCUAGCGAACGCAGACCUCGCCACCGAGAUGGUGACCGCCUACGGAGGUGGUCGCUGGGCCCGCCUCGCUUGCACACGCAUCGCCGGACCAAAUCCAGACUCUGUUGUGCGCAUCACCUCGAACGACGCCCUCGAUGUCUACGGUGCCCUCUUCGAGCAGCGGGAGACGAUAUACUACUCCAACCUCGACUAUGUGGCGGCGGCCACCACCGAUGUCGCGGAGCAAGAGGAGGACCAGAAAGCCGGGCGCAAAGUCGCGGUUCCGCUCCUCGUCAUGUUCUCACAGGCCAAGCUCGGGUCGCGCAUCGAUGUCCAAGGAAUCUGGAAGGAGUGGGUGGCUGAAGGAGUGGACUAUGAAGGGUUCGGCGUGGGCCACGGAUAUGGGCAUUAUCUCCCCGAAGAGGCCUUUGAUGUCGUGAGCGACAAGAUCGAGGCUUUCUUGAACAAAGUCACAUGA